This is a messenger RNA of Leptopilina heterotoma, 6184 nucleotides long. Its product is annotated as disintegrin and metalloproteinase domain-containing protein 10. The record is from RefSeq and is a predicted model, not a curated record. Gene Ontology annotation, cellular component: plasma membrane. NCBI's taxonomy places the organism in Eukaryota, Metazoa, Arthropoda, Insecta, Hymenoptera, Figitidae. Gene Ontology annotation, biological process: membrane protein ectodomain proteolysis; Notch signaling pathway. Bases 725 to 4057 code for a protein of 1110 amino acids. The transcript has 19 exons. Gene Ontology annotation, molecular function: metalloendopeptidase activity.
GAGCCAACGAACAGUUUUCAGCAUGCUCAGUAUGGCGCGGAGCGCGUUGUCAGUCGGGUCUUUCAUUAUAGGUGAUUUUCUUCGUUUCCGGUAGCACGUUGGCGUCGUUUCCGCCACGUGACGCCAUUUGAAAAUGAUCUCUUUGAUAAAUUUUAAUGGAGCAUUAAAAAAUUGAGUGAAGUUUUUGGAAUAUUUUCAAAAAAAGAAGGAAACUAUUUUAGUGUUUUAAUAUUUUUUAAUGGAAAAUAUAAAAGAAGUGAAAUGUAUUCUUUUGAACGUUGAAUCUUGGAUUUGGAUUAUAUAGUUUUGGAUCGACUCCGAACGUAGAGAAAGAUCUUUGCGUCUUACUUCAUCUCAAAGAGAAUCAGUAUAUUGUAACGACGAAGAGGCCUGAAGCCGGUUUUUCGAACCUGUACAAAGAUGACGUGCAAAGGCGCAUCAAAACAAGGAAAAAGAAAAAGCGUCUCUUAAACAUUUUAGAGGAAGUGGUACCCACGAAAUAAGGAAGCAUUUUUCUGAGAUGUCAUAUUAUCAUAUGUUGAACGAGUAGCCGAAAAAGCAGGAAGAAAUUCGUCAUUGAAAGUUAUAUUUGUUGUGUUGUGUAUUUUGAAAUUGUGAUUAAGUCGGAAGCAGUGAUGCAUUCUAACAACAGUGCUGUACCCAGUGAGAUGACCACAAAUCUGGAUUGCAGUAGAUAGCGUUAGUGGCGAAUGCGUGAAGGUCAAUGCAUGUUACGCCACUGGCCUGGGCCCACGUGACCAGGGGGCCCGUAAUGUCCCCGCGAGAAGGCCGAUGGGCCCGAGCAUUGCACCUGGUUGUUCUGCUGGUCAUGUGGUUGACGUUCACCGAUGCCUGGCCUCUCCAACCGGUACCACCACACAAAGGGAUUACGCGUAGGACAUACAUCAGACAUUAUGAACCUGCCUGGUACGACACGAAUACUUUGCAACGGCAUCAAGAGAGGGUGCGUCGCGACGCUCCCGACUCCAUCAGGGAUCAACCGUUAAUCUUGCGUGUUCACGUCUUCGACAGACAAUGGACAAUGAGAUUGACUCGUGAUUCAGAUCUUUUCGCGAAGGAUGCUGUAUUCGAGGGUACAAAUGGACCUAUAAAAUUUGACUCGACCCAUUCCUACAGUGGUACAAUUCAGGAUGAUGAAAAUGCUGUGGUGCAAGGACUUGUGACAGAUGACGGUCUUUUUGACGGUACAAUAGUGACAGGUUUUGAAGAGUACUAUAUCGAACCAACGAGCCGAUAUUUGUCCGGAGAUGACGACACAUCGCCCCCUUACCAUACCAUAGCAUAUCGUGCUUUCGACGUUAUGACUCCAUCACAUCCACUUCCUUGUGCCAGUCACGAUCUGCAUCAAGGCAUCUUAAGCGAGUCUUUAGAACGGGCAUUAAAUGUUACCAAUGAAGCAUCGCAGCCAUACUAUAAACAUUUAUUAGAUAAUGAAAUUCGAUUGAAUGGAGGAUUUUAUGCGAAGGAAGAAAAGUUGAAAACCGUGAAACCAGAGGAGCAUUACGAGUUAAAAUACUUGAACAGCCUGGACAGAGAAAGAUUUGUGAGGCAUUUAAACAAACGUGCAACAGUAGAUCCACGUAAAACAACGUGUAUGCUUUAUCUGCAAGCUGAUCAUCAGUUCUUCGCUCGAUAUGGCACGGAGGAAGCAUGCAUUGAAGUUAUGACUAGACACGUGCAGAGGGUCAACUCGAUUUACAAACACACAGAUUUCAAUCAAGAUGGAAGGCCCGACAAUAUCAGUUUUAUGAUAAAAAGGGUAAAAGUUCACAGUGGAGAUGCUUUGAAGGAUCCAAACUAUAGAUUUCCGGGAAACUAUGGCGUGGAGAAAUACUUGGAGUUAUUUUCCGAAGAGGAUUAUGAUGCUUUCUGUCUGGCUUAUAUGUUCACCUAUCGAGAUUUUGAAAUGGGCACUUUGGGUUUGGCUUGGACAGGUGACCUAAAAAAUGCAGGCGGUGUGUGCGAAAAAAAUGGGCAUUAUCGUGGAAGCAUGAAAUCCUUAAAUACGGGCAUAGUGACCUUGUUGAAUUAUGGGAAGCACGUCCCUCCUGCAGUUUCUCACGUGACUUUGGCCCACGAGAUUGGUCACAACUUUGGCUCACCGCACGAUCCAGAGCAAUGCACACCUGGUGGAGAGGACGGAAAUUUUAUAAUGUUUGCUCGUGCUACCAGCGGUGACAAGCGAAACAAUAAUCGUUUUAGUCCUUGUAGUCUUAAUGCCAUCAAUCCUGUUCUGAACACGAAAGCUCGAUCUCAUAAAGGAUGUUUUACCGAGCCCCAGGCAUCGUUAUGUGGAAAUGGAGUUGUCGAGGAUGGAGAGGAGUGCGAUUGUGGAUGGGAAGAAGAUUGCAAGGACUCGUGUUGCUUCCCUCAACGUCGAUAUCCACCAACCGAUGAAACACCCUGCACAUUAACUCCUGGUUCAGUCUGCAGUCCUAGUCAGGGUCCAUGCUGCACGACGAAUUGCAUGCUGAGAUUUUCUGAUAAAUGUAGAGAUGACAACGGAUGCAGAGAUGCCAGUUUUUGCGAUGGUAGAGCACCCUAUUGUCCCCCAUCCAUUAACAAGCCGAACAAAACCAUCUGCAAUCAAGAGCUCGUUUGCUUUAUGGGGGAGUGCACGGGCAGCAUUUGUCUAGCUUACGGCUUGGAAUCCUGUCAGUGCAUACCAGGGCCAAACGAUCCUGCAACGAAGGCUUGUGAAUUGUGCUGCCGUUUACCUGGAGAAAAUCAACCAUGUUUAUCUUCCUUCGACUGGAAUUCGCCUCCCUACGACAUUCCUGACAUGUUUUCGAAGCCUGGCACUCCAUGCAAUGAUUACAAUGGAUACUGUGAUGUUUUCCAAAAAUGUAGAGAGGUGGAUCCCAGUGGACCUUUAGCAACAUUAAGAAAACUUUUACUAUCGGACGAAAGUCUGGCUACUUUCAAACGAUGGAUGGCCGAACACUGGUAUGCUGUGGCCCUAAUAGUCCUGGGAGUCAUUUCUCUAUUGGUGGCGAGCACGAGAUUAUUGGGAAAACGUCCGGACCAAAAACUGAAAUCGAUUACAAUAAUCCACAGUUCAACGACGGAGACUGUACGACUUCCACCGGAAGGAACGGAGGGAGUAACUGUACAUCCGCCAGCGGUUCGUGCGAAACUACCUCUGAGCAGAAAGGUGAGGGAAAAGAGACAUCGUCGAAAGCAUAAGGAUGCCAACCCAUCCGCAAAUACCGCAAACGAAAAGUCUUCAAAGGCCAAGAAGAAGAGGGUGGCGCCCGCCACUACAGAGGAGCCAGCUCGUAAAAGAUUGGCCGAGGCAGUUACCGCGUCGGAAGUGAAGCAAAAGAAGGUCACAAAAGACAAGCAACCAAUGGAAAGUGCUGCCGUUGGAAACGGAAAUAAGAAAAAAGAGAAAAGAAAGAAAAAAGAGGUGAUCGAUUAUUCGGCAACGCAAACUGAAAAUGAAAAUAAUGGAACUGGCGCAAUUGGCGCCGGUGGUGCUGGUGGUGUCACUGACAAUGCCGAUCCAAAGAGUAAAGUUCGAUCGUGGUUGUUGGCGUCGCAAUGUCGUGUUGUUGAUCAGCCAACAUCGGCAUUAUCGAAGAGUAAAUCAACUCCAGUUGGUCUGACAACACCUACCGGUGUUGCGACGAGGCCAAGUCCCGGACGAGUGAAACAUGUGACAUUGAGAAGGCUGACAGAUCCAAAAUCACGAAGUUUAGGAUCAUUGGCGAAAAAUGAUAAUAAAACGGAUCGAGUGAGAUUGCAGGUUGUCUAUAAGCCUCCAUUUAAGUUUAGUGUAAAAUUACGUAAAGCUGAUAAGGUGGGACAAACUCCUGGUGUUCAUGGACCAACGAGAAAUGCGGGACCAAGGACCGGCGUGUUGGUUAGAACAAAACGUGAUAAAACUAGAAUUACACAGGCUAAACAAAUUCACGCUCCAAAUAAAACAAUCAAUGCUUGCAUUCCCGAACCGCCGACAUCGGAUCUUCAUACUGUGCCCUCUGAUCUUGAGGUUCUUCUCUCCGAGAGCGAAUUUCUCUUUUCUGAUGCGUGAUCCAGACAAAAGAAUUCAAAUUAACUGUUGUUAAUUUGACUUCUUCCAGGCAAUAUUUUCAGCGACAUUCACGGAGGAAAUAUAAUUUACUCGCUUGGAAGGGAUAUAAUUGUAAUCUUAUUUGCCGAAGAAGAGAAGCUAACAACCUCUCGCGUAAAGCUUUUAAGGAAAAUAAACACAAAAGAAACAAAAAAGGGGAAAAAUUAAAAAAAUUGAGAAUUAGAGUUAAUUAAAACUGAUUCCUAUAAUGGAAAUCGAUAAACGAUAGCGCAGGGGAGAAUACCCUAUAUGUAAAUAAAUUUUUUUACUGUGAUUUACUUUUCUCAUCGUUGACAGAGAAAAAGUUUUCUUAAUAUAAUAAAAUGAGAAGAAAAAAACUCUUGCACUUAAACCAGCUAGUCACGAUUCUCGCGAUGAUUUAUUUGAGGCGAUGGGUCGUGUGAAUGAAAAAAAAGUAAAAAAUUACAAAAAAAGAAAUAAAAACUGACUUACAUAAUGUGCUUAAAGCGUAAAUAGAUAGAUCGAUUUGAAAAAGCGAGAUGUACACUUUGAAAUAAUAUAAAUUUUCGGUGUGCUUGAAAAUGGGACGAAAUAUAUAUAUAUAUAUAAAUGUAAAAUAAAUGUCAAUAGAUUUUAAUUGCAAACAAAAAUUACAAUUAAUUAAAGGUGAAGAAUGCGAUUUUAUUGAAAUUUAUUCAUAUUCCAUGAUGGAGUUGUUAACCCUAGAAGUGGUAUGUGAAUUUACUCUUUCUAGUGUUAAAAUAUAUACAAAUAAAGGUAGAUCUUUCAAUGACAAUAGUUGCCAAAAAUUUUCAAUCAAAAAAUGAAGUACCUACAAACAAAAUUGUACUUUAUUCUUGUAAAUUUUAUUUUCUUCCAAAUUGAUUGCAUAGAAUUAAUUUUUUCAUUGAUCGAAAUUUCUUUCUUGAAUUAUUGAAUAAAAUUGAAACAAUAAAUAAAAUAAACUAAAUUAGGUAAAUAAAAGAGAAAAGAAAAGAAUUAGAAAAAAAUUGAAGAAACAAAUAGAAAUUAAUUAUUUUUUCGGUUCAUUUUCUAAUUUUCAAACUAAAUUUUUGGCGACGAGUGUCGUUAUUAAACCACCAACCACCUAGUCAUGUGAAAAUAACUAUGGGAAACAAAUAUUUUACUUGAGGGAAUAAAAUAUAUUUCGAGAACGUGUGCGAAUGUAGUAGUAAUAAUUAGUCAAUAUUAUUAGAGUCGAUGAACUUUGGACCAAAUGUAAAUGUUGCACGAUUAAUAAUUCUGUUAUUUGCCUAUUAUAACGAUUAGUAGGCAUUGUUAAAAUUAUAAUAAUUUCAUCUGUCCCUGAUAAUGUAUUAGAGCUAACCGAACAUUGCCAUAAUAUAUGCGUCAGCUACUUCAUCAAUUGUGAUAUGUGCCAAUAUGAAAACUACUUCCACACUGCCCCUUCAAAAGAAAAAUUCAUUUUCCAAAAGCAAAAAUAAAAGUAAUCAUUAAAAAUUAAAAAUAAAAGCAAAAAUUAAGAAGAAAAACUAAAAGUAGAAAAGCAAAAAAUAAAAAUUGAAAAUAUUAAAAAGGAAACAAAAAGAAUAAUAACAUUCCUAGUACAUUUUUGUCAAAGACAAUUUAUAAUCCAAUUUCGUAUUUUUACAACACGGAAAUAUUUAUCGACUUUAAAAAAAAAAAAAAACUAAAAGUGUUGACCAUCAUUCAAAACAAUCUCUCCGUCCAAUUUUUAAUUAAAUUACUAUAUUGGACUUAAUUUAUUCCUUCGAAUAUUAUUCAGUAUUGUUUCAUGAUGCUAAUUAGAAAUGCUUAUAAUUCUACGAUAAUUUUAACGUGCAAUUAGAAAAUCGUAAGACUAUUGUAAUAAUGUAAAAACAAAAUAAUAAUGACGGAAUGAAAACUAUCAUCGAGUUCAUUAAUAAUCAUACUUUUGUGAUCUUGUAAAUAGUUGCGUGAGUUUCGUUAAUUGAAACUUACAUUCCACUUAUAAUUGAAGAGUAUUUCACACGUUUGCAAAGAAUAGUUGCAAAUAAAAAUUAAAUACAAUUAAAGACAAUUUAAAACACAUUAUUUAAAAUUUUAAACAUCAAAAAUUAAUAAUUGAAAAUUUGAUAUUUUAUUCAAGUUAAUUAGAUUUUU